This is a messenger RNA of Cavia porcellus (domestic guinea pig), 3814 nucleotides long. RefSeq names its product ecotropic viral integration site 5 like (gene Evi5l). Lineage: Eukaryota; Metazoa; Chordata; Mammalia; Rodentia; Caviidae. The record is from RefSeq and is a predicted model, not a curated record. The transcript is spliced from 20 exons. The coding region runs from base 233 to 2650 and encodes 805 amino acids.
GGGGGCGGGGCAGCGGCUCCUGUCAGCGGGUGAAAUGGCAGCGGCAGAGCCGGCGGCGGCCUCGGUCCCGGGGGGCGGCUGAGGGGGCCGGGCCGGGGCUGCGGGGCAAGCGGCGCGGCAAGGUUCCGGCGACGCGGCCCGGGACAGAGAGGCUCGGCGCGGCGAUGGCGGCACACUUGGCGCAGACAGAGCUGUAACCUGGCCCCGCCCACAGCCGAGGAGCCUGCCCACCAUGGCGAGCCCAACGUUGAGCCCAGAUUCCUCCUCCCAGGAGGCCCUGUCGGUCCCCACCUGCUCCCCCACCUCAGACUCUGAGAACCUCAGCCCAGAUGAGCUAGAGCUACUGGCCAAGCUCGAGGAACAGAAUCGGCUCCUGGAAGCCGACUCCAAGUCCAUGCGCUCCAUGAACGGCUCUCGGCGGAACAGUGGCUCCUCGCUGGUGUCCAGCUCAUCGGCCUCCUCCAAUCUGAGCCACCUGGAGGAGGACACAUGGAUCCUGUGGGGACGCAUCGCCAACGAGUGGGAGGAAUGGCGGCGUCGAAAGGAGAAACUGCUCAAGGAGCUGAUCCGCAAGGGCAUCCCACACCACUUCCGGGCCAUCGUUUGGCAGCUGCUGUGCAGCGCCACGGACAUGCCAGUCAAGAACCAAUACUCGGAGCUGCUCAAGAUGUCCUCGCCGUGCGAGAAGCUCAUCCGCAGGGACAUCGCCCGCACCUACCCCGAGCACGAGUUCUUCAAGGGCCAGGACAGCCUGGGCCAGGAGGUCCUUUUCAAUGUCAUGAAGGCCUACUCCCUGGUGGACCGGGAGGUGGGCUACUGCCAGGGCAGCGCCUUCAUCGUGGGCCUGCUCCUCAUGCAGAUGCCUGAGGAGGAGGCCUUCUGUGUGUUCGUGCGGCUGAUGCAGGAGUACCGGCUUCGGGAGCUCUUCAAGCCCAGCAUGGCUGAGCUGGGGCUCUGCAUCUACCAGUUUGAGUACAUGCUGCAGGAGCAGCUUCCAGACCUGAACACCCACUUCCGCUCGCAGAGCUUCCACACGUCCAUGUACGCCUCCUCGUGGUUCCUCACGCUCUUCCUCACCACCUUCCCCCUGCCCGUGGCCACCCGAGUCUUCGACAUCUUCAUGUAUGAGGGCCUGGAGAUCGUGUUCCGGGUGGGCCUGGCCCUGCUGCAGGUGAACCAGGCGGAGCUCAUGCAGCUGGACAUGGAGGGCAUGUCACAGUACUUCCAGAGGGUGAUCCCCCACCAGUUCGACAGCUGCCCCGACAAGCUGGUGCUCAGGGCCUACCAGGUCAAGUACAACCCCAAGAAGAUGAAGAGGCUGGAGAAGGAAUACGCGGCCAUGAAGAGCAAGGAGAUGGAGGAGCAGAUUGAGAUCAAAAGGCUUCGGACUGAGAACCGGCUCCUGAAGCAGCGGAUUGAGACCCUGGAGAAGGAGAGCGCUGCUCUGGCUGAUAGGUUAAUCCAGGGCCAGGUGACGCGGGCGCAGGAGGCUGAGGAGAACUAUGUCAUCAAGCGGGAGCUGGCCGUGGCGCGGCAGCAGUGCAGUUCCGCCGCCGAGGACCUGCAGAAGGCGCAGAGCACCAUCCGCCAGCUGCAGGAGCAGCAGGAGAACCCACGCCUCACUGAGGACUUCGUGGCCCACCUGGAAACAGAGCUGGAACAGUCCAGGCUUCGAGAGACUGAGACCUUAGGGGCCCUGCGAGAGAUGCAGGACAAGGUCCUGGACAUGGAAAAGAGGAACAGCUCGCUGCCCGACGAGAACAACGUGGCGCGGCUACAGGAGGAACUGAAGGCGCUCAAGGUGCGGGAGGGCGAGGCCGUGGCAUCCACCAGGGAGCUGAAGCAACAGCUGCAGGAGCUGUCGGAUGCCUGGCAGGCCCAUCUGUCCCGUGGCGGCCGCUGGAAGGAGUCCCCGCGGAAGCUGGUGCUGAGCGAACUGCAGGAUGAGCUCAUGAGCGUGCGUCUGCGCGAGGCCCAGGCGCUGGCCGACGGCCGCGAGCUGCGGCAGCGCGUGGUGGAGCUCGAGACGCAGGACCACAUCCACCGCAACCUGCUGAACCGCGUGGAGGCGGAGCGCGCGGCGCUGCAGGAGAAGCUGCAGUACCUGGCCGCGCAGAACAAGGGGCUGCAGACGCAGCUCAGCGAGAGCCGCCGCAAGCAGGCCGAGGCCGAGUGCAAGAGCAAGGAGGAGGUGAUGGCUGUACGCCUGCGGGAGGCGGACAGCAUGGCCGCGGUGGCCGAGAUGCGGCAGCGCAUCGCAGAGCUGGAGAUCCAGAGAGAGGAGGGCCGCAUCCAGGGCCAGCUGAACCACUCGGACUCGUCGCAGUACAUCCGCGAGCUCAAGGACCAGAUUGAGGAGCUCAAGGCCGAGGUGCGGCUGCUGAAGGGCCCACCGCCCUUCGAGGACCCGCUGGCUUUCGACGGGCUGAGCCUGACACGGCACCUGGAUGAGGACUCACUGCCUUCCUCGGAUGAGGAGCUGCUGGGCGUGGGCGUGGGCGCCGCCCUGCAGGACGCGCUGUACCCACUGUCCCCGCGAGAUGCGCGCUUCUUCCGCCGUCUGGAGCGGCCAGCCAAGGACAGCGAGGGCAGCUCGGACAGUGAUGCCGAUGAGCUGGCCGCGCCCUACAGCCAGGGCCUGGACAAUUGAGGCUGAGGCCUGUGCGCCGCCGUAGGGAGCGGCUGCUCCCCAGCCGGCCACAUUUCAUGAACUCUACGCCUCUGUGGCCCCGGCCGGCGGCCCAGCUGCAGCAGAGGCAGAGGGCAGAGGGUAGGGCCCGCAGCAGGCUCCCCCUCCCCCACAGUGUUUACCCAUCCUGGCCCAACCUCUGUGGGCACAGGGCUGCACCCCCAACAGUGAGGACAGGGGGCAUGAGACACAGAGACCCCAGGGUUGAGUGCACUGCAAGUGCCACUCCCAGCUGGCCUCCUCCUGACCACAAGGUGGCCCUGCCGGGAAGGGUCCAGGAGCUAGAGGUCUGAGAAGAGAGAGGCAGCUCUGAGUUGGACAUUAGCACCCUAAGACACCGCUGAACACAGUGACCCUUGGCCAGCCAACCCCUGGCCAGCGGGGACAGGUGGCCGAGCUGGGCUACUCUGCCUGGUGCAGGCCUCCUGGCCCCUGCAGCAGAAACCAAAGUCCCUCUUCCUGUGUGCGGGGCCACCUGGGCUGUGAGGGCCAGUAGGGACAGCUCGGAUCUGGCGGGGUCUCCUGGCUUCUCUAAAGCCUGGGCAGCUGCAAGGAAUGAAGAAACCCAUCUCUCUGGCACCCCGAAUCGUCCCCUGGAAGCAGUCCCCUAUCCUGGCCAGCAAAAAAAGGGUCCCCUCUCCUGCGGGUCGCAGCCUCCAUCCACUCCCAUACCCUCUCUGGGCCCCAGUCCCACCCCACCUCCCCAGGCCAGGUCCUGCCCCAGGGCUGGAGUAUUCCAACAGAGCCACCCCUCUUGCCUCUGAUGGUGGCCCCCGGGUCUCCGUGGUGCCAAAGUCCAGCAGUGUCCCCAGGCCCCUUUCCUCCUUUCUCCCCAGAGGCCUCGUGACCCUGCGGCCGACCCUCUCGGUGCUCCUGGAGCCUGAGUAGAGUAGCCUAGCGUCAGAAGCAAUCUCCCCGGCGCUUCCCGGAGGGGGACCCCUGAUUGGUCCCCUUCCCUGGCCGCCCACUCUUCAGUAUUACAAAGCCUGGGAACCAGGGUGGGCACCUGUGGGGCUCUCCCAGUGUGCCCCCCACCACUGCCCACCACCAUUUUGCACACUGCCUGUUCACACUCCACAUGUUGCCCUGGAGGGAAAGAUGGAAAAUAAAGUGUAUUUACAGUCA